This is a messenger RNA of Chelmon rostratus (copperband butterflyfish), 2427 nucleotides long. Its product is annotated as kazrin-A-like. Lineage: Eukaryota; Metazoa; Chordata; Actinopteri; Chaetodontiformes; Chaetodontidae. The transcript is spliced from 8 exons. Bases 1 to 1080 code for a protein of 359 amino acids. The record is from RefSeq and is a predicted model, not a curated record. Gene Ontology annotation, molecular function: protein binding.
AUGUGGGCAGCAGACUCUGACAGCCUCACACAGCAGAGCCUGUCUGACGGAGAGGAGCAGCUGGACCGCCUCCAGCAGGCGGAGCUCACUCGAAACACAUGCAUGUCACUGUGGAGGGCAGGUGCAGUCCAAGCCUGGCUGGAGGUUGUCAUGGGAAUGCCCAUGUACACCCGAGCCUGCUCUGAAAACGUCAAAAGUGGCAAGGUGCUGCUAGGCCUGACAGAUGAGGAUUUGGAGCUGGGUCUGGGUAUCAGUAACCCCAUUCAUCGCAGGAAAUUAAGACUGGCCAUUGAGGAUUACAGGAGAGCUGAAGGGGACCAAGGACUAUCAAAAGCGUCAGAGAUGGACCAUCACUGGGUUGCAACGUCAUGGCUGAGUGACGUGGGCUUGCCUCAGUACUCCCAGACCUUCCAGACUCAUUUAGUGGACGGGCGAGUGCUGAACUCUCUGAGCCGCAGAGACCUGGAGAGAUUCCUCAACAUCAGCGACCAGUACCACCAGACCAGUCUACUCCUGGCAAUCCAGCUCCUGCAGAUUCUCUGUUUUGAUAAAGAGGCCCUGCAGGUGCGGCGAGCGAGAUGUGAGCACCAAGACCGGGACCCCAUCGUUUGGACAUGUCACAGAGUAAUGAAGUGGAUCAGAGACAUCGACCUCAAGGAGUUUGCAGACAAUCUUCAGGGUCAAGGCAUUCAUGGAGCUGUGAUGGCUCUGGACCCGUCCUUUGAUACAGACGCCAUGGCCAAAGCUCUGGGGAUCCCCAGCAACAAACACAUGCUGCACCGGCACCUGUAUGAAGAGAUGAAAUCACUCGCCGUCCCUCACAGUGCAGAGCAGGGCAGUGAGGUUAUCGGUUCCUCAUCGCCUGUGGCUGUUAACCGCUUUGCUGAGGAGAGGGCGUCUAUGAGAAGAUCAGUCAAGAGUCCGCUGAGGUUACGUGCGAACAGCCACUCUGUGGAGAGAGGUCUGGGCUUCCACGGCAGCUGCGGCUCUCUGCCCAGAGAGGCCAGAGUUCAGGCCAUUCCCCGGGCCAAAGGCAGCCCCAUGCACACCUACAAGAGUGUCGAAAUCACCAACGUCUGAAGCGGCCUCAGCCAUCGACAUCGCACACCUUGUCACUAUUGUUUACAUUGUAAUUGUAUAAUAGUGGUUUGCUACUGAGAGCGACCUGCCGGACUUUGAAGAGGAAGUUGUCUUAAAGGGGUGUACCACUUGAUUUUAUCACUCAGACAUACGACCAUUUUGGCCAAUGUAAGAAUAACAUAACUCUGAACAGAGACCUGAUGGAGCUGUUGGAAAUAUAAUGAAGAGGAAGAUGAAUUUUUGGACAUUUUUUAAAAAGAAUAACCUACAAAUAGAACUGAACACAGUGUUGUUCUCCUUUGAUGCCUUAUAUGAAAUAGGUCUUGCAGCACUGAUGUUUACUGCUCUUCUUUUUCAACUGUUUCUAACGUGUCAGUUCAUUAUCUUUCGCUGUUGCACAUGUAAGCACAUGAUUCAUUCUGCUUGAGGUGACGGAGAAAAAAAAAGGUCAUUUAACUUUUAACUGCCGCAUAUCUGCUGUUCUUCCACUGAGGAGCGCUCAACUGUUAUCUGAUGUUGUUUCGGGCUAAAACUUCCUCUGAGCCUCUCCUGGUUCAACAAGUUUGUCAUCACAAUCACUAUUAUUAUUGAUCUAAUAGAUGAUAGACCUUAGUUUCAGACAGCAUUAUAACAGAUGAAAUUUGGGCAUGUGGCUGAGCUAACUUUGUCACAAAAACGGCAAAGAGGAGCAACUCUUAUGGAACUGCUCAUUCCAGCACAUAAGAAAAUCUUUAACAUUAACUUUUAAAAACUGGUAAAAACACAUCUUCUCAUUAGUGUCCCAUAAUCAUUUAAUUCAAGCACUUAGUUUUUCAUCUGACUGUAAAUAUUGAUAGAAUGUUAUUGAAAAAAAACAUCCUCUGUAUGUGAUACGCAGAUAAAACAUACAGCUGAAUGUUGGGUUUUGAGAGUGACAAUGAGAAAAAAUCAAGCAAAUGGACUCCACAUGUUUAUGCUGUAUAGGCACUGAAAAAAAGCCAGUACUCUUACUUAUAUUAUGAGCUGAAUGGAGAGAAUGUAAUGGUCUGUUUUGUACAGUUUAAUCCUGUUUUAUAACACACAGUCGUACACACUCUGCUGUUCCUGAGCAUGAAAACGCACCUCGUGCGCAGCUGAAAGCCUGAGGUCAAUCCAAAAAGCAGAAAACAGGUUUGUCUGCCUCUUUCUGGGCGUCUCCUUCAGUCACCAAGAGCAAAGUUGUUUAAGCGGGAAGAUUAGAUCAGUUCAAAACCUGUACAGAAACAGAAGGGACGGACUCAGAUGUUUGUGUUAAUCUGACGUUUACUGUCUCUCUUCAGCCACCUGUCAGAGCUUCUCAUGUAUGGCAACAUUAAAGGUGAAAUUAUU